This is a messenger RNA of Trematomus bernacchii (emerald rockcod), 2724 nucleotides long. RefSeq names its product ecto-NOX disulfide-thiol exchanger 1-like. Lineage: Eukaryota; Metazoa; Chordata; Actinopteri; Perciformes; Nototheniidae. Gene Ontology annotation, molecular function: protein-disulfide reductase activity; RNA binding. The record is from RefSeq and is a predicted model, not a curated record. Gene Ontology annotation, cellular component: plasma membrane; external side of plasma membrane. Gene Ontology annotation, biological process: ultradian rhythm.
GAGACUGUGUGUGUGUGUGUGUCGCUGAGACUGGAUGAAGGUGUGUGUUCACACGUCCAUCGCUCCUUCGGCCCUCCAUCUCCCCGGCAGCCAGAGGAAGGAUCUGAUGAGAGAGGAGGAGACGCCCUGCUAUGGCCAGCGCUGAUGGGUGUCUCUCAGAGCUCAGCAUCCCCGUGUCGGAGCACGGAGCCUGGGCCACGGCCAUGAACAACCUGGGCAUCCUGCCUGUGGGGCUCAGAGGACCCCCGCUGCUCUCAGACUCGGUGUGUAUCCAGAGGUUCGACCCCGGGCUCCUCCCUCCCAUCAACCCUCUGAUGGGGGGGGCCCUCAGCCUCAUGCCCCCCCCGCCCGCCCCCCCCGACAUGCCGAUCAUCAAAGAGAUCAUCCACUGCCCGAGCUGCACACUGUUCCCCCAGAACCCCAACCUGCCCCCCCCCUCGAUGCGGGAGCGCCCCCCCGGCUGUAAGACGGUGUUUGUGGGGGGGCUGCCGGAGAACGCCACAGAGGAAGUCAUCCGGGAGGUGUUCGACCAGUGCGGAGAGAUCCUGGCCCUCAGGAAGAGCAAGAAGAACUUCUGCCAUCUGAGAUACAGCGAGGAGUUCAUGGUGGACAAGGCCAUGUACCUGUCAGGGUACCGGAUGCGUAUCGGGUCCAGCACGGAGAAGAAGGACUCAGGGAGGAUCCAUGUGGACUUCGCUCAGGCGCGGGACGAUCUGUAUGAGUGGGAGUGUCAGCAGCGCCUCCUGGCCCGUGAGCAGCGACACCUUCGAUUCGUCCACGAGGACAGACUCCUCCCCCCCUCUCCUCCUCCCAUAGUGCACUUCUCCGAACAUGAGGCGGCCAUGUUGGCAGAGAGACUGAAAGACGACCAGACCUUCGGCGAGGCCACGGCGGUGCUCUUCACCUGGAUCGACCGCGGAGAGGUGAACCGCCGCACCGCCAACAACUUCUACUCCAUGAUCCAGUCGGCCAACAGCCACGUGCGCCGGCUGAUGAGCGAGAAGGCUCAGCACGAGGAGGAGAUGGAGCGCGCCAAGGAGGCGUUCAAGAGCGCCCUGCUGGCCACCCUCAACCAGUUCGAGCAGAUCACAGGCGUUUUCUCCGCCGCCACGAGGCAAAAGGCAUGGGACCAUUUCUCAAAAGCUCAGCGCAAGAACAUAGACAUUUGGCACAAGCAGUGUGAGGAGCUGAGGAGCGCUCACAGCGAGGAGAUCAUGGGCAUCCGGAGGGAGGAGGAGAUGGAGAUGUCUGAGGACGACUCGGAGGAGAGUCCCUGCAAGAGGCUGCGCAGCGACCUCAACGGAGUGUGUGACCCCCCCUCGCUGAAGGAGGAGAACGACUCCCUGCGGUGGCAGCUCGACGCCUACAGGAACGAGGUGGAGCUGCUGAGGAACGAACACACGCCUGCACACACACACACGCCUGCACACACACACACGCACACACACAGCGCUGAGGCUCAGAUCCAGCUGCUGCAGCAGAACAUGCUCUCCAUGCAGCAGCAACUGCUGGUCCUUCAGGAGAAGCUGUCGAGCAAGGAGGCCGAGCUGCAGGAGGCGAGGGAGGAAAGGAGAGAGGAGAGGAGCAGCCUGCAGGGGGAGCUCAGUGGUCCUCCUGUGAACACAUGUGAACGGGGGAGUACCCUCCUGUUCCUGAGCAGAGAGAGGAGGAGGGAGGUGCUGAGAGGGGGGGUCGCCUCGGAGAAGGAAGCGCUGCUGCUCGGAGUCAUCUCCACCUUCCUCCACGUUCAUCCGUUCGGAGCAAACCUGGAGUAUCUGUGGUCGUACAUCCAGAGGCUGGACUCCAAGGUGUCUGCUGGGGAGCUGGAGCGCCUCAUGCUGCGUCUGCCCUCCAUGUUCCUGCAGGAGCUGAGCGGCGUGGGGGCCAAUCUGGAGAAAAGAUGGAAGUUCUGCGGCUUCGACAGCCUCGGCUCGGCGUGACCCAGGGAGCACACACACACACACACACACACACACACACACACACACACUGAGGACACACACUGAUAAUCAACGUGUGUGUGCGCUCCCAAGCGGCUGGACUCUGAACAGGAAGCAGAUGUCGUGCAGAAGACACAGAGAGGACGGUUAAACCAAAGUUCAUCCUUUACACGUUUGGUUAUAAAAACUCUUUCCUGCAAGACUUCCUUUAAAUCAUGAAUAAAAUAAGAGCCUAUUUUAUCCAGAGUUAUUGUGGCGUGAUGGAACCACAGAGGAUGGGUUUGUUUGGAAAGGUUGCUGAAAACCCUCCAGAGGUUUCAAUAGCAUCAAAACCACCUGCAGACAUGUUCUGCAAACGUUAUAUGAAGGUGUAACAAGGAGGGUAGCAUCAUCAUAUUGUUGGACACGUUAGAUAUUAUUAUAUAUUAUAUUAUCUGACCUUUAAGUGAUGAGAAGAGACAAAUAAAAUCUAUCAUUCCACUUUAUUUAUUUGCUCGUGUGAAGGAGCUGUGCUACGUACUGUAUUUAAGAUGAAAACGCUCUUCUGUUUAAAUCUAUAUAAGAGUUUGUUCUGGAGAGAAGAAGAGGAGCUGUGUGAUGAAGAAGAGGAGCUGGGUGAUGAAGAAGAGGAGCUGGGUGAUGAAGAAGAAGAAGAGGAAGAUACUGAUGAAGGUUUUGUUAUUUUCUCCAGAUGCUGUCAGAAUAUAAAUGACGAUUCAGUGAUUUUGUACUGAACAUGAAGGGAAUCAUUUCUUUGUGUUUUUCUUAUUUUAAUAAAGUUGCU